AUUUUCGUUUGGGCCAGAGGUGGGAAAUGUAACCGGAUCGUGCGGAAGGUCUAAUUUUAGAUUAAGUUGCAUCUGCUAGCUUGUACCAACAAAUGAAAUCAAGAGUUCUGAGUAUAUCGUAAAGUAUCUUCCACCACGUAGGAUGUCUCAAGGAAAAGGAAAUACGUUUACUCAAUUUUACCAAAUGGUAUAUGAUGCUGCAAAGGAGAAAUCAUUCAAAAAUUGUUUUCGAGAGUUAUCACGAGCUGGAAAUAGACAGGGAAUGAUUGAAUUGGUCAUUGAACUUCCUGGGAUCAGAAAAUGGCAAAUGACCGAUUCUUACGUUGCCAAGAAUGACAUUCAUGUUCUUGCCACAUUCAAGAAACAUAACUUACUCACAUGUGAUACCAAGUUUCUUACUGAAGCUUUAUUUGCUGCUAGCAUCACUAAUAAUAAUUUUUUAAAUAUAUUACUAGCUCGUACAAAACAAUAUUACAGACACGGCGAGUAUUUGAAGUGUAUCGCUGAUUGCGAUUACGCGAUAGAUUUGUUAAAUAAUGUUUUAAAUUCUAUAGAAAAAAGAAUAUCCUUUUUAGAAUAUAACAUAGAGUUUAAUUUAUUUCAAUCAAUGUGCCUGAAGCGAUUAGAACUGAAUGAGAGAGCAAGAGCUUGUUUUAGCAAGGCAUCAAACUCUGCAGAAGAUCUUAUGAAACUGAAGAAGGACUGCACAUCUGUUUCCAAUGAAGAAAAGCUACAAACUUUAAAACCAUUCUUAGAUAAGCUAAGAGAAAUAAAGCAGACAGAUGAAAAUAUAAAUUCACGGAAAUCUGUAAUUUCAUCAACCAAUUCAGUGCCUCUCAUCGACGGAAAAAUGCACAAUAAAUUGAUAAGUUGCUCUGAUGCUGUAUCUUUAGAGUACAACGCCGACAAAGGAAGAUAUCUUAUUGCAUCACGCAAUAUUAAAUCUGGCAGCGUUUUAAUAGUCGAUAAACCAUUUGCAUUCAGUACGGAUAAGCAGGCACUAUCCAGAAAUUGCCUUCAUUGUCACGUAUCAUUAAUAUUAGACAGCACGACAAGAAUACCAUGCCACAAUUGUCAAACGGUUUCCUUCUGCUCGGAAGAAUGUCGAAAGGCGGCCUGGAAAAAUUAUCAUCGGUAUGAGUGCCAGGUUUUUGAUUAUUUUUAUGAAACGGAAUCGUACCGGACGUCUUAUCUUCUGUUGGCCUACCGAACAACCGUCUCGAUGAUAUCCCAAGGUGGUAACGAUUUCGAUGCAAAUGUUUUGGAUUUUCAUGACGCGGUUGAAAAGGAGUCCAAUCGGUUCAGAGUCGCCAUUGGCGAUGAUUAUUCUCCUGUGGAUUACAAAACAGUCUAUUCCUUGGAGACACACGGUAGACACGCUGAUCCUGAUGACAAUCUAAUUCGAUCGAUACAGGCCAUCUUUUUGGCGAAAUGUCUUGCACAUGUCAUGGCUGACUUUACACCCGGCGUCAUUCUUCAGCAACGAUAUCUCGAACUUCUGGCGGUUGCGACGCUGAGACACUUACAAGCAAUUAAUAGCAAUGCUUAUGAGAUCGUUGAAAACAUCUGGGAUAAAGAAACUAAAAUUUGGGAACCUAGAAACGUGGGAGGUGCGCUCUAUACAACUGUAAGUCUGGUGAAUCACAGUUGUUACGCGAAUGUUGUUCGCCACACUUAUCCCAAUGGUAUGGUGGUUGUAAGAGCUUUACGUUUUAUACGUAAGGGUUCGGAAAUCUUGGAUUGUUAUGGGCCACAUUUUCUGAGCGAUGACAGAGACAAGAGGCGUAAACACUUAUUGGAAAAAUAUUAUUUCCAUUGUGCAUGCGAAGCCUGUACCGACAAUUGGCAGUUACCACUCAGCGAACCGAAGUAUCAGUGUAAAGGUUGUCCAGAAUUUUUGUCAAAAGUAGAAUCAGCCUGUAAAAAGUGUCAUACUAAAAUCGACAGAAAGAAAAUUGAAAGGCAGUUGAAAGAAUCGAUCAAGAAGAGAAUAGAAGCGAUUUCCUUAUUAUACGACGGUCAUUAUAAGGAGGCUCUGCCGAUUUUACUGGAGCAUGGAAACUUUGUUGAGAAAACUCUUGCCGAUCCAAAUCUUGAGGCUAUUAAAACACAGCAGGCCAUCGUUCAGUGUUUCAACAGUCUGGGCUGUGUCUCCAAAUGAUUUUCCUUGCUUUGAAUAAACAAAGCAAAAG
Messenger RNA from Cephus cinctus (wheat stem sawfly), 2192 nucleotides. RefSeq names its product SET and MYND domain-containing protein 4. Gene Ontology annotation, molecular function: protein binding. The coding region runs from base 143 to 2161 and encodes 672 amino acids. The record is from RefSeq and is a predicted model, not a curated record. Lineage: Eukaryota; Metazoa; Arthropoda; Insecta; Hymenoptera; Cephidae. The transcript has 4 exons.